AUGACGACAACCCAAGCGCCCAUCAAGCAGGCCCCGGCUGCCACCCCCCAUUUCACCAUUUCCACCGUCGCCUUCGCCUCCGCCGCCCAGGCCCCGGCUGCCACCCCCCAUUUCGCCAUCUCCCCUGUCGCCUUCGCCUCCGCUGCCCAGGCCCCGGCCGCCACCCCCCAUUUCGCCAUCUCCCCGGUCGCCUUCGCCUCCGCUGCCCAGGCCCCGGCCGCCACCCCCCAUUUCACCAUCUCCACCGUCGCCUUCGCCUCCGCCGCCCAGGCCCCGGCUGCCACCCCCCAUUUCGCCAUCUCCCCUGUCGCCUUCGCCUCCGCUGCCCAGGCCCCGGCUGCCACCCCCCAUUUCGCCAUCUCCCCUGUCGCCUUCGCCUCCGCUGCCCAGGCCCCGGCUGCCACCCCCCAUUUCGCCAUCUCCCCUGUCGCCAUCGCCUCCGCUGCCCAGGCCCCGGCUGCCACCCCCCAUUUCGCCAUUUCUACCGUCGUCUUCGCCUCCGCCGCCCAGGCCCCGGCCGCCACCCCCCAUUUCGCCAUCUCCCCGUCGCCUUCGCCUCCGCCGCCCAGGCCCCGGCUGCCACCCCCCAUUUCGCCAUCUCCCCUUCGCCUUCGCCUCCGCCGCCCAGGCCCCGCCGCCACCCCCCAUUUCGCCAUCUCCACCGUCGCCUUCGCCGCAGCGUCGCCCCGGCUGCCACCCCCCAUUUCGCCAUCUCCCCUGUCGCCUUCGCCUCCGCUGCCCAGGUCCCGGCCGCCCCCCCGCUUUCGCCAUCUCCACCGUCGCCUUCGCCUCCGUCGCCCAGGUCCCGGCCGCCCCCCCCAUUUCGCCAUCUCCCCGUCGCCUUCGCCGCCGCUCCCAGGCCCCGGCGCCACCCCCCAUUUCGCCAUCUCCACCGCCGCCAUCGGCUCCGCCGCCCAGGCCACCGCCGCUCCCCAUUUCGCCAUCUCCACCGCCGCCCUCGCCUCCGCCGCCCAGGCCCCCCCCGCAACCCAUUUCGCCAUCUCCACGGCCGCCUUCGCCUCCGCUGCCCAGGUCCCCCCCGCCACCCAUUUCGCAAUCUCCACUGCCGCCAUCGCCUCCGCCGCCCAGGCCCCGGCUGCCACCCCCCAUUUCGCCAUCUCAACUGUCAUCUUCGCCUCCGGCGCCCAAACCCCGCUCGCCACACACACGCACAAAUUUCCAUCCAUGCCCGCUCCGUCUCCGUCUCUUCGUCCGGUGGCGACGUUUUCGGGCAUGGCCAGCUUCCUAGGGCCUGCGGCCGAUUGCAAGGUGUACGUCAGUCUGGGUGGUGCGGACAGAUUUUGUACGGACGAGUUUACAGGUCUACCGUUGCCCUUUGCCGUAUCUGGAAUUUUGUACCGGCCGCCCGCAUUGAAAUCGGACCCAUUCGCCGUCGUGUCGCCAGUGGCAAAGCUACUGCAGUACAUUUCCAAAAAGGACGACAAUUACGUAAAGGCCGCAUACGGCUUUGUGGGAUUGGACGCCAGCAAUGCCCUGACUGGCAGCCUGGCGGCGAUUAAGUCGGAAACGGCCUCUGUAAGGCGAACGGGCGUGCGAAUGGUGUUCGCCGACGCGGCCCUCUCCUCGCUCGUCAUCACCGCGGUCGCCGCACUUGCGGCCUUCCCCGCGGGCACAUUGCCCUCUUGUACGACGGAAGCGGCGCUCGUUAAUGCAGUGUACGGCAGCCUGGCCGCGCGCAUCACCACGUCGGCGUCACACGCCAUAUCGCUGUACGACGCGUCGUUGCUGAGUGACGUCGUGACGGCAGCGGCGAAGGACGAAUGCGGCGCAUCGACGGCGACAAUGUCGAACAAGUACGUGCAGGCCUUACUGACCCAAGGGUCACUACUCUACCAGAUGGCUCAGACGGAGCUGUCGGCGGAUGAGUCGUUGACGACGGAGCUGACGGCAAUGCCGCUGGAGGCCCUGGCGGUGACGUCACGAGUAUUAUAUGUCGUGCAGACCAAGGCGGCGGCGGCGCUGGCGGAUCUGGACGUCAAUGCACAGGCAGUACAAGAAGUAUUGGCCGGCUGGGUUUCGUCACUCGCGUCGGCGCCUGUCAAUCUGGCGUCUAUGGCGGCCGUUCUGGGGAUGCCGUCCGCGCCUUCCGCCACAAAUUUGAAGAUUGCUGCGAGAGCCACCGGUGGACUGGCUCAGUGUCGUGUCUCUGUGAAUGAUGUUUACCAGCUGGCGAUCACGACAGCGACGACGGACAAGGAGGGGGGGGCUGCGGUCCAGAACGUCAUGGGCCCUAUGGUUACCGUUCCGCCCGGCUGCCAUGAUGCCGUACUCUCAACGGCCAGCCGUACAGUUACAAACGUCUUUGCCCUUUCGGCGCUUACGCCGCUCGGCGUGGCCACUUCUGUCGUGGAUGCGGUUGCCGUACUUGCGUCUGCCGUAUUUUUUGCCGCCGCCGAGAACUUCACCUCCGUCAAGGCCCGCCACAUUGACGCGGAGGACUACGCUUCGGUGUACCACUUCUUCGGUGUGGGCAAGCCCAGCGCCAAAGACCGGCUCCCAACUGGAUCAGAUUUUGUACAACAAAACUGGCCGGUGACCGCGGCAGUUGGCGCCAGGACUUACAUUCUCAAUUUGAAACUCCAGGCGGUUCUGGGGCCGCUGAGCAAGUUUGUAUCUGCACCAGCACCAGCACAACAUGACUGUUUCAACCGAGAAAAGCUGACAGGUCUUUUGGGUGCGGGCUAUUCCCCCGAUGGUGUGGCUCAGGACCUCAUCAGCCAGAUGGCAAGGGACCUCUGGUCGGGCAGUCUACUGCCCGCCAACCCGGGUUACACGGGGGGCCUUAUGGGGUCGUACUACAGGCGGCGAACGGGGGGUUCAUCCGGAACAGCCGCGGGACGUCGACGCCGCCUGACCGCCCUCACAACGGAUCAGCUAUCCCAACUGUUAACGCGCGUGGCCUCUGCCUUGUCUGAUAGCGUGGGGAUGCUUUCCAAACUCGACGAACAAAUUGUAGCUGCGGCGGAGGCGGGGACGCCGUUCGACCCCGUAUCGGUGUUUUUGAGCGCUGCACAGAUUGCCUCCGUACAGCAGACAUCGAUGACGGACGCGCUAACGCAGCUGUCCGCGGCAGCCGCCUCCGGCGACACCGACGCUUUAACAUCGCUCAUUGGCAUGGCGCUCGGGGUGGGAGCGGCGGUGGGCGCAGUGGGUGGAGUGGCGCUCAUUGCCGUUGGGGUUUUUGUGGGUUUGAGGGUGCGGAAGAUGCGACAGAAGCAGCACGUCUCCCCGCGAGAAAGUCGGCGCUUCGAUGCCCCGCAGCAGCAAACAACUCGGGACCCUGAGGCCGGUGACGGCGGCGGCGGCAGUCAGGGCACCAAUAUGCCGGUGGGGGCUGCGAGCCUGCCACCGCCACCGUCGUGGGCGGCGGCGACGGCGGCACCACCUGCGCCAGCGGCGGCAGUGCCGACGGGCCCUGCACCACUGCCGCACACGAUUGCGGUAAUGCCCGAGCCCGGGGGCGCCCCGCCGGGACCUGCGGCACCGGUGUCAUGGCCGCCGCUAGGGCCAGAGGCGGCGCCGCCGCCACCUGCGGGUGUAAUUAAGGCCUAUGUUGACGAAGCCGGCGAAUUUCCGGGGACGGGUUGUCGGAUGCUAUAUAACACAGAGGUAGACAAGGCCGGUACCCGAGGGCACCAGCGACACACAGCGGAUCCCAUGGUCCAAGUUAAACCCGCGCGCCGUAUCUGCGCUGCUGAAAUGCGCGGCAAGUACGCCGCUUGA
Molecule: messenger RNA, 3744 nt
Organism: Volvox carteri f. nagariensis
Lineage: Eukaryota; Viridiplantae; Chlorophyta; Chlorophyceae; Chlamydomonadales; Volvocaceae
Exons: 20
Coding region: 1-3744 (1247 amino acids)
Source: RefSeq, a predicted model, not a curated record